This is a messenger RNA of Tuber aestivum (summer truffle), 574 nucleotides long. The record is from the annotation of a GenBank genome assembly. NCBI's taxonomy places the organism in Eukaryota, Fungi, Ascomycota, Pezizomycetes, Pezizales, Tuberaceae.
AUGUCACCACCACAUACGCCAUGCUCAAAGCAGAAGCAACGGGAGCGCCGAAAUUUGGAGGUUUCUAUUCUUCAUCAUUACCAUCCAGACUGGAGUUACCAGCAAAUUGCUGAGAAAACUGGUCGUGCCAAAUCUCAAGUGCAUAACGUCAUUAAGUGUGCAGAUCUCCGGGGAUAUCUCAAUGUUGGUGAUGCACCACAAUCUGGCCGUCCAUCAACCAUAACCCAGCAGACUCGGCCCUGGGUAGAACAAGUGAUUGAUGAGAAUUGGAGAUUGCCUCUACGUGACAUUGCAGAGAAGAUAGCAACCGAGCACCCAAGGUACCCCAUUAGCCAUAUGACAGUUAAGCGAAUUGCCAAUACAGCUGAAGAUUCUUUCAUGCUGCUCCGAACUCGGAAAAAGCCCUGGUUUCGACCUACCUCAGCACCUAAGAGAUUACAGUUUGCAGUCUCAAACUCCAGCCAAGAAAAUAUUGCACACUGGUGGAAGCGAACGGUUUUUCAUGAUGAAACGAUUUAUGUUUUCGACCCCAGUCCCAUUAACAAUUCUGUCCGCAGAUGGCAGAGUGAACUGA